CACUCUGUUCUCUGCUUACUGAAGUCCGGAGCAAUAUAAUACGAAGUAAACUGUAGAAAUGUCAUUUGGCCACCACAACCACCACCACCACCACGGCAGGGAGGAGGAGCUCCCUCCUCCGCCGCGGGAUGAUCGCGAGAGCUUCGAGUACGGGGGCGACGGGUUUGAUUCGGAACGACCGAUCACCGUGCACCACGUCUCCCACUACGAGAGCCAUACUACUCAUCCUCCUCACUAUGACGAUGGCAGCUGUGAGAGGAGGACUUACAAGAUUUAUUGUCGGGCGGAUACCAAUCACUGCCUCUCUAUUCGCCAUGGACAUGUCAUUCUUGCCCUUUCUGAUCCAUCCGAUCCAAACCAGCACUGGUACAAGGAAGAGAAAUACAGCACAAAAGUGAAGGAUGAUGAGGGGUUACCAAGCUUUGCUUUGGUGAACAAAGGUACAGGGCAGGCCAUCAAACAUGCUGCUGCUGCCACUAAACCGGUUCAAUUGACGAAGUACAUUCCCGAUCAUCUUGACGAAUCCAUCUUAUGGACGGAAAGCAAGGAUACCGGUGAAGACUAUAGAGCAAUCAGGAUGGUUAACAACAUCAGCCUCAACUUCGACGCUUUCCACGGGGACGAAGAUCACGGCGGCGUCCGUGACGGGACUACCAUUGUCAACUGGGAGUGGACUAAAGGUGACAAUCAGCGGUGGAAGAUCGUCCCCUAUUAUUGAUAUGUACCUUUCUUGCAUCGAAAAUAAAGAGGGAUCGGAGGCCAGUGCUUGCGGGUUGUUUCUCAAUAUGUGUGUGAAUAAUCACUGUCUAUGGCUAAGCUUAUUAAGCUAUAUACACUUUGGUUUAUACUACGAGCUGAGUAUGUAAUAAUGAUGAUGAUAAUAAUUACUAUUAAUAAAAUGAAAGAUUAUGUUAUCCUUCACGACUUGUGCCUUAUUGUACUCUAUCUAUAGAAUAUGUAUAAAGAAGGUGGCAUGCUUGUCUAAAUCUAUCAUGUUUUGAGGAUAAAUAAAGGACAUGCUGAUUAUCUUGGGCCUCUUGACUACCAUUUGUGCAUGAGAUAUUACCCGAAAUAGUGUUUUUAUUUUGGAAAUAAAAACACUAUUUUAGUCUUAUUUCAGGAAGUUUCCCUUUAUGCAUACAUGCAUCAGUAAUUUGCGUCCAUGUAAUAAUAAGAUGCCAUUUUUUGAAAGGAGAAAAGCUCAACUAUUAUGUAGUAUUAAAAAAUGUUCCAAAAUAUUAAAAAUAG
Molecule: messenger RNA, 1248 nt
Organism: Cuscuta epithymum
Lineage: Eukaryota; Viridiplantae; Streptophyta; Magnoliopsida; Solanales; Convolvulaceae
Source: the annotation of a GenBank genome assembly